This is a messenger RNA of Arvicola amphibius (Eurasian water vole), 684 nucleotides long. RefSeq names its product nucleosome assembly protein 1 like 5 (gene Nap1l5). Gene Ontology annotation, biological process: nucleosome assembly. The transcript has a single exon. Gene Ontology annotation, cellular component: nucleus; chromatin. Gene Ontology annotation, molecular function: histone binding; chromatin binding. Lineage: Eukaryota; Metazoa; Chordata; Mammalia; Rodentia; Cricetidae. The record is from RefSeq and is a predicted model, not a curated record. Bases 1 to 468 code for a protein of 155 amino acids.
AUGGCCGACCCCGAGAAGCAGGGACCCGCUGAGAGCCGCGCCGAAGACGAGGUAAUGGAGGGCGCUCAGGGUGGCGAGGAUGCGGCAACCGGCGACAGUGCCGCUGCGCCCGCGGCCGAGGAGCCUCAGGCUCCCGCGGAGAAUGCGCCCAAGCCCAAGAACGAAUUUAUCGAGAGCCUGCCCAAUUCCGUCAAGUGCCGAGUCCUGGCGCUCAAAAAGCUGCAGAAGCGCUGCGAUAAGAUCGAGGCCAAAUUUGACAAGGAGUUCCAGGCUCUGGAGAAGAAGUACAACGACAUCUACAAGCCCCUGCUUGCCAAGAUCCAGGAGCUCACCGGAGAGAUGGAGGGCUGCGCGUGGACCCUGGAGGAAGAUGAUGACGACGACGAGGAGGAAGAGGAUGAGGAGGAGGAGGAGGAGGAAGAAGAGGCGGCUGGCGCGACUGGGGGUCCUGACACCGGCAAGAAGUGAACACAGCAGCUGACAGGUGAUAAAUCCCCUGCCCCUUUUAUUUCCGAUGUCGGCAGACUUUAAAAGGCUCAGGUUUUGCCCAAAAUACAUGUGAAUCUAUUCUGACAUUCCUAAAUUUAAAUUGAAUCAAGUAGAUUUUGGCUAGCCCGUUUCUAAUCUGACUUUUAUUUGUGUAAAACAGAUGCCAAAAGACGUUUUUAAGAAAAGGCUAAUUAA